CACAGCGGGCCUUUGUUUCCCUCAACUGGGAGAGUCGGAUUGUUGUGAAGCUAUGUCAGAAUAAACAAGAGAGUUUCUCUUGCAGCAGCGACGCCUCGCUCUCCCUCCCAGCGCCGAAGAACCGGUUGGUGAUAACAAACACGCCGCCUGACACAUGCUCUCGGUUGUUAAGACGCCCCGGCCCGCCGCCAGCUGUUGGGGUUUAGGCCUGCGGUGAAGAAGGCCGAAGUCAUGCGUGGGCAUGUGGAGCUGGCCGGCCUGGGUCUGGCCCUGGCGGGGUGGUUCUGCGCCAUCCUGACGCGCUGCCUGGCCUUGUGGAAUGUCAGCGGUACGCUGGACAACAGCACAGCCACUCUGCCGGCCUACUGGGACGGGGUGUGGCUGGAAUGGGAUCACUGGGACCUGGCCCACGACGGCCGUCUGCACUGCUCCUUCUACCAGUCGCUCAUGUCCCUCUCCGGAAGCUUCCGUACGUGGAGGGCCCUCAUCGUGGCCGCGGUGGGCGCCGGGGCUUUUGCCUCUGCGAUCGGCGCCGCGGGAGCUGUCUGGUUUCCCAGGCGGGGACAGGUCAAGGUUUUUUCAGGGGCUGCCUUCGUUCUCUCUGGGAUACUGAUGCUGGUUCCCACUGCCUGGACCUGCCACCACACCAGCCGGCCGCUAGAGGGCGCUUUGCAUCUGAGGAGAGACUGGGGACCGGCCUUGUAUCUGGGAUGGAUCUCCUUUGCUCUGAUGCUGGCCGGCGGGAUCAUUCUCACCACAAGGUGUCCCAAUUCCGAGGAGCAGGCUCAGGCCAGUGGAGGCCCCGCCGCCCCAAACCCGGAGGAGGAGGCCUUUCACCCGCUGAGCAGGAUCAACCGGGCCGCGUUCACACACAGCCAGUAUGAACGUGGAUCAGUACCAAUUUGAAGAUUCACAUGUGAAUGUGUGCAUGGAGUUGGACACGGGGUGUCGUGAAUCACUUGAAGGCGGUUCCUUGCCUGAUACUACUUCAGUACUACUUCAGUAAGAUGGAUGGAAACUUGAAGCUGUAGGAGCCCAAACACUGAAAUUGGGAAUGAUUUCUUUUAUUGAGGAAGCAGGCGGCCUUUUGGAUUGGAAGUGUAAUGUCCAAGUUGCAAUUAGCGCAUGGAGGCAUGAGCAUUUGUAUGUACACGUACUACUACUACGUACAUUUACUGCCUACAUAAUGACAUGACUAAAGCCUACACUCUCGCUGUUGUACAUUCAACUUGCAUAAUUCAGCUAAGGCCACCCAGGUAUCAUUUAUAUAUCUACAAAAAUGACAAUAUGGUUCAAAAGUUAUUUGAUUUCAGGUGUUCGUGUCAUACUAACAGACCAAUUAAAAGCUCAGGAAGUUUUGCUGUUUACAAUACUGAGCUUUUGUUUUAUAUUUACACAUUACACAGUUUCACAACUGUAAUAAAUAAACUUUUCUAAGAUAUUCACACUUACUGAAAAUGCACCUGAACACGCUUGGGGGUUGGGAUUUUUGUAGGGAAUCUAUCCAACACAAUGUAUAUAGAAUGUGAUGUGUAAUUGUAAUGGCAAUGUGACAAAUGACUUUCAUUCUUAAUUCCGAAGAUGCUAGAAUUACCGUAUUUUCUGGAAUAUAAGUCGCUCCGGAGUAUAAGUCGUACAAGGCCAAAAAUACAUACUUAGGUAGAAAAAAGCGUACAUAAGUCACACUGGAGCAUAAGUGGCAUUUUUUGUGGGUCAUUUAUUUUCCAAACUACUUUACCAAAACAGACAUUACGUCUUACGAAGGCAGGUUCUAACAAUAAAAGAAUAGCGAACAGGCUGAAUCGGUGUAAGAUAUGCUAACACAAACACAAAAACUAAACAUGAACAGAAAAGGUGUCCAGUGUUUAUGUAACCAUUUAUAAGUCGCUCUGGACUAUACGUCUCAGGAACAGCCAACCUAUGAAAAAAAGUGUGACUUAUAGUCCGGAAAAUACGGUAUUAGGGCUGUCAAAAUAGCACGUUAACCCAUUUAUUUUUUGACAUAAUUAAUGCAUGCUAUCACUGCAUGUCUGUCGUUCUUUUGUAACUUUAUUCAGACCUGACCACUUCAUCAGCGGGACAAUUCCAACACUAAACGUGUCAUAUGUCUCUCCUAGUCCAUUCAGUCUUGGACGUACUUCCUUCUUGUCACCAGACCAACGUAAGAUACAUUCAGGAUCAGUCCCAACGUUUAUUAUGCUUGUAGUUGUGGUCUAAAUAAACAAAGGUGUGGAAAAACUAUAAGUGGCUAUUCUUAACACUCACUUUGUAACUCUUAAUAAUGAUGUACAAUCUGCUGCAUUUAAGUAUGCUAGGGAAAUAUGAAUUCAAUUUGAAUUACGUUGUGUCUUUGAAUGCAACCCCUGCUCAUUAUAACAUGGUUAAAGUGUGAUUGAAAUGUUGUGCUAGUAUUAAAGAAACUAGCCAUUCAUUUUCUACCGCUUAUCCUUAUCCCUGAGGGGUGCUGGAGCCUAUCCCAGCCAUCUUCGAACGAGAGGCGGGGUACACCAGUCAAUCCCAGGGCACAUAUAGACAAACAACCAUUCACACUCACAUUCAUACCUAUGGACAAUUUGGAGUGGCCAAUUAACCUAGCAUGUUUUUGGAAUGUGGGAGGAAACCGGAGUACCCGGAGAAA
Molecule: messenger RNA, 2638 nt
Organism: Doryrhamphus excisus (bluestripe pipefish)
Lineage: Eukaryota; Metazoa; Chordata; Actinopteri; Syngnathiformes; Syngnathidae
Product: claudin-3-like
Cellular component (GO): bicellular tight junction; membrane
Molecular function (GO): structural molecule activity
Source: RefSeq, a predicted model, not a curated record